Molecule: messenger RNA, 1884 nt
Organism: Aspergillus calidoustus
Lineage: Eukaryota; Fungi; Ascomycota; Eurotiomycetes; Eurotiales; Aspergillaceae
Source: the annotation of a GenBank genome assembly
AUGUCAUCCUCUGUUCACUUCAAGUUCAAGUCUCAAAGAGAACCCUCAAGGGUCACUUUUGAUGGCACCGGUAUCUCUGUCUUCGAAUUGAAGCGGGAAAUCAUCAAUCAAAGUAGACUCGGUGACGGGACUGAUUUUGAGCUUUCCAUCUAUAACGAAGAUACUGGCGAAGAAUACGACGAUGACACCAGCGUCAUACCGCGCUCUACAUCUGUCAUUGCCCGAAGACUUCCUGCAUCACGGCCAGGGAAAGGAGGUGCUGCUCGUUACGUGUCCGGGAAGAUGCCGGUUCAUUCCCGCAGUGCCCCUCGCAGCGACCAGUCGGUGUUAAACCGGGCACCCAGUUCCACCCAACCGGCCGGCAAUGGCGUUCAAGAACUGAAUAAUGCCCAGACGGAAGAGGAGAAAAUCAACGCACUUUUUAAUCUUCAGGCGAACCAAUGGCGAGAGCAACAACAAGAGAUGGCCAAUGCUACGCCCGUUCCCUUUGGUCGCGGCAGAGGCAAGCCUCUAAACAUCCCAGACCAUCCCCCUCCGCCAGGGUAUCUUUGUUAUCGCUGUCGCGAGAAGGGCCACUGGAUUCAAGCAUGCCCAACGAAUAAUGACCCGAAGUUUGACGGCAAGUACAGGGUGAAACGGUCGACUGGUAUACCUCGGUCUCUACAAACAAAGGUUGAGAAGCCAGAAUCCCUCCUGCUCGACGGGUCCAGCGAGGACCUCCGCAACACUGGCGUUAUGGUCAAUGCUGAUGGCGACUUUAUCAUUACUAAACCCGAUAAUGCGGCCUGGGAAUUGUAUCAAGAGAAAGUCAAAGCAACCGCAGCCGCUGCAGCUGAAGCGGCAGCAGCAGAACAAAGCAGGGAACUACAAGCCCGUGGGUUAGAGUGCCCGAUUGACAAGCGGAUGUUCUUAGAACCCACAAAAACACCCUGCUGUCACAAAACUUACUGCAAUGACUGUAUAACAAAUGCAUUGAUUGAGAGCGAUUUCGUAUGCCCUGGCUGUGGGACAGAGGGCGUCCUACUUGAUAAUCUCACUGCCGAUGAUGAAGCUGCUUCAAAGAUAAAAGCAUACGAGGCCGAAAAAGCAGAUUCAAAGAAGGAGAAGGAGAAACAGCAGACGCCGCAAGACGACCAGCUCGGCAACAGGGCAUCCGAUCCCAACGGCGACUCCAGGGAAAGAAAAGGCGGUUCGCCGUCGUCGACGACCAAUUCGAAGAAAAGGCCUGCCGAAGAGCCUCCUGUUGAUGCAAUGACUGGCAACUCAACGCCCGACUCGUCUUUGAAGAAACCGAAAUCGGAUGAGAGCCAACCGUCAGCUGAGACAUCGCAACCGCAAACGAAGGAGGACUCAGCGGGCCAUCAGGUACCGCCCUUCAGCCAACAGAUGCCUUUUGGGAUGCCUGGGUUCAUGCCGCCCGUAGGCUUUCCUGGGAUGGCUUUCCCUCCAAAUGGAUUUGGCGAAGGAAUGGGGUUCAUUAACCCCAUGGCAUUCCCUCCCAACGGUUUCCCGCCUAAUAUGGACCCGACCUGGAAUCCAAUGAACAUGAUGAACUUCGAUGCGCUCCAGAACGGGAUGUAUAAUAAUCGCGUUAACGGAGCGGCACUCAAUGGCUUCAGUGGACCCGCUGCGUUCACAGGUAAUGGGGAGCCCUCAAUGAACAUCUUUUCGAUGCCUCAAAUGCCCGGGCCAAUGGCACAGAAUAACAAUGCUGGGUUUGGGCAAGGGGCAGGGGCUGGCAAUUUUUCCAACCAACAGCGAACAACAUUCAGCACACCCUUUUCCCGCGAGGAGGAUUCUCCGUAUUUCCGCCAGCCCGUAAAUCCUCAGCGACAUCAAGCCAGACACCGAAGAGUAAGACCAAGCGAUUAUCGAGAACUCUAA